This is a messenger RNA of Symphalangus syndactylus (siamang), 2818 nucleotides long. It is a transcript of the gene RNF19B, whose product is annotated as ring finger protein 19B. Lineage: Eukaryota; Metazoa; Chordata; Mammalia; Primates; Hylobatidae. Gene Ontology annotation, biological process: protein ubiquitination. Gene Ontology annotation, molecular function: ubiquitin-protein transferase activity; zinc ion binding. The record is from RefSeq and is a predicted model, not a curated record.
CGCGAGGGUUGUGAGGUGUUUGAGCGAAGCGCCUGCGCGGGGCAGCGGCGCGCGGGGCGGAGGCUUUAUAACCACUUCGUCGUUGCCUCUCGGUUUCUAUCUUCGGGAGGGCGGUUGAGGCAGUGGGGGCGGCGGCGGCGGCCGGGCGCUGGCUGAGAGGCGCUGAGGCGGGAGCUGUGGCGGCGCUGGGCGUUCCUGGCCCCUCGGCCUCUGCGGGCCAUGGGCUCCGAGAAGGACUCCGAGUCUCCGCGCUCCACAUCCCUACAUGCGGCCGCGCCCGACCCCAAGUGCCGCAGCGGCGGCCGGCGCCGGCGCCUCACCUUGCACAGCGUCUUCUCUGCCUCGGCCCGCGGCCGCCGCGCCCGGGCCAAGCCGCAGGCCGAGCCGCCGCCCCCGGCUGCGCCGCCGCCGCCCGCCCCGGCCCCUGCCGCGGCCCAGGCCCCGCCGCCCGAGGCGCUGCCCGCCGAGCCGGCCGCCGAGGCCGAGGCGGAGGCCGCGGCGGUGGCGGCGCAGCCCGGGUUCGACGAUGAGGAGGCGGUAGAGGGCGGCGGCCCGGGCGCGGAGGAGGUGGAGUGUCCGCUGUGCCUGGUGCGGCUGCCGCCUGAGCGGGCCCCGCGCCUCCUCAGCUGUCCGCACCGCUCGUGCCGGGACUGCCUCCGCCACUACCUGCGCCUGGAGAUAAGCGAGAGCAGGGUGCCCAUCAGCUGCCCCGAGUGCAGCGAGCGACUCAACCCGCACGACAUCCGCUUGCUGCUCGCCGACCCGCCGCUUAUGCACAAGUACGAGGAGUUCAUGCUGCGCCGCUACCUAGCCUCGGACCCCGACUGCCGCUGGUGCCCGGCUCCGGACUGCGGUUAUGCUGUUAUUGCCUAUGGCUGUGCCAGCUGCCCGAAGCUAACUUGUGAGAGGGAAGGUUGCCAGACUGAGUUCUGCUACCACUGCAAGCAGAUAUGGCAUCCAAAUCAGACAUGCGAUAUGGCCCGUCAACAGAGGGCCCAGACUUUACGAGUUCGGACCAAACACACUUCAGGUCUCAGUUAUGGGCAAGAAUCUGGACCAGCAGAUGACAUCAAGCCAUGCCCACGAUGCAGUGCGUACAUUAUCAAGAUGAAUGAUGGAAGCUGUAAUCACAUGACCUGUGCAGUGUGUGGCUGUGAAUUCUGCUGGCUUUGUAUGAAAGAGAUCUCAGACUUGCAUUACCUCAGCCCUUCUGGCUGUACAUUCUGGGGCAAGAAGCCAUGGAGCCGUAAGAAGAAAAUUCUUUGGCAGCUGGGCACGUUGAUUGGUGCUCCAGUGGGGAUUUCUCUCAUUGCUGGCAUUGCCAUUCCUGCCAUGGUCAUUGGCAUUCCUGUUUAUGUUGGAAGGAAGAUUCACAGCAGGUAUGAGGGAAGGAAAACCUCCAAACACAAGCGGAAUUUGGCUAUCACUGGAGGAGUGACUUUGUCGGUCAUUGCAUCCCCAGUUAUUGCUGCAGUUAGUGUUGGUAUUGGUGUCCCCAUUAUGCUGGCAUAUGUCUAUGGGGUUGUGCCCAUUUCUCUUUGUCGUGGAGGCGGCUGUGGAGUUAGCACAGCCAACGGAAAAGGAGUGAAAAUUGAAUUUGACGAAGAUGAUGGUCCAAUCACAGUGGCAGAUGCCUGGCGAGCCCUCAAGAAUCCCAGCAUUGGGGAAAGCAGCAUUGAAGGCCUGACUAGUGUAUUGAGCACUAGUGGAAGCCCUACAGAUGGACUUAGUGUUAUGCAAGGUCCUUACAGCGAAACAGCCAGCUUUGCAGCCCUCUCAGGGGGCACGCUGAGUGGUGGCAUUCUCUCCAGUGGCAAGGGAAAAUAUAGCAGGUUAGAAGUUCAAGCCGAUGUCCAAAAGGAAAUUUUCCCCAAAGACACAGCCAGUCUUGGUGCAAUUAGUGACAACGCAAGCACUCGUGCUAUGGCCGGUUCCAUAAUCAGUUCCUACAACCCACAGGACAGGUUUAGCAUGACCCAUGCAUGACUCAGCAAAGUGGAUUUUGUCUCCACAGAGAAUGCAACAAUAUGGAAAUCCAAGUGGACAUUGAAGCCAAACCAAGCCACUAUCAGCUGGUGAGUGGAAGCAGCACGGAGGAUUCGCUCCAUGUUCAUGCUCAGAUGGCAGAGAAUGAAGAAGAAGGUAGUGGUGGCGGAGGCAGUGAAGAGGAUCCCCCCUGCAGACACCAAAGCUGUGAACAGAAAGACUGCCUGGCCAGCAAACCUUGGGACAUCAGCCUGGCCCAGCCUGAAAGCAUCCGCAGUGACCUAGAGAGCUCUGAUACACAGUCAGAUGAUGUGCCAGACAUCACCUCAGAUGAGUGUGGCUCCCCCCGCUCCCAUACUGCAGCCUGCCCCUCGACCCCCAGAGCCCAAGGUGCACCGAGCCCAAGUGCCCAUAUGAACCUCUCUGCCCUAGCCGAGGGACAAACUGUCUUGAAGCCAGAAGGUGGAGAAGCCAGAGUAUGAAGUGGAAUGAAUGCUCCUGUUCUGAGAAGCACACUUGUAACUGCAUCUUUUGGAAUUUUUUUUUUUUCCAAGGGGUAGAGAUUUAUGUAUUUUAUUUGAAAGAUUCUCCGGUCACAGGUUUUCACCCAGGGAAAUUCUGAGAAAUUCACAAUUUCUUACCAGAUAAAACAUAAAAAGUUUGCCGUUAGUUCCCCUCCCCUCCCCUCCCUCUUUUUAGUUUUAAUUUAUUGGUUAAACUGAUGGCAGCAAUCUGUGAGGUGUGUCAAAGAGUGUACAUAUGUAUGUGUGUAUAUUGAAUGCUAAACAUAUUAUUGAAAGACAUUUUAAUAAAGAUUUCUGUCAUAAUUCAA